Molecule: messenger RNA, 6727 nt
Organism: Amblyraja radiata (thorny skate)
Lineage: Eukaryota; Metazoa; Chordata; Chondrichthyes; Rajiformes; Rajidae
Gene: kdm5a
Product: lysine demethylase 5A
Exons: 28
Coding region: 472-5463 (1663 amino acids)
Biological process (GO): chromatin remodeling; regulation of DNA-templated transcription
Cellular component (GO): nucleus; chromatin
Molecular function (GO): histone H3K4me/H3K4me2/H3K4me3 demethylase activity; DNA binding
Source: RefSeq, a predicted model, not a curated record
CGCCGUUUCAAAACAUCCAACUCUUGGUGUUUAAAGAAAUAUCCCCAAGCACGUGGCGGCGCUUAGAUGUGAAGGAGAGCGGCGUGUGGAGACGGAGGGGUGUGGUGGAUCGGAUCGGACCCCGCCGCGCUGGCAAGGGAGGCGAUGUGUCGGAGGGACUAUUUGUGAGCGGCGGGCUUUGUGUGAGUGAGGCGGUGCCAGGCUCGGUGGAGCGGCCGCUCGGGUACGCGCCGUCUGUUGUCUGCGGCCCUGCCCCUGCCCGAGCCCAGGCUGGCAACCUACAGGGAGGGACGAACGGACAAGCGCUGACUCGCCUGUCGUUGGGGUAGUUCCCCGAGACCCGGCCGUGCGUGGUGGUCGUGGCGAGGCCGCAACAGCAGCAGGCCGCGUACGACGCUGAGUCUACCCCGGCCCCCGGGCCGCUCUUUGUGUCCGAACCGCUCACUUGCCCGCUGGUGUCAGACCGCAGUCAUGUGGAUUUUUUCCGAGUUCAUCCCGCCGCCCGAGUGCCCGGUGUUCGAGCCGAGUUGGGAAGAAUUCAGCGAGCCGCUAGCCUACAUCAAUAAGAUCAGGCCUAUCGCCCAGAGGAGCGGCAUCUGCAAAAUUCGCCCUCCUAAGGACUGGCAACCGCCUUUCGCUUGUGAAGUGAAAAACUUUCACUUCACACCACGAAUUCAACGACUCAAUGAGCUGGAGGCACAGACCCGAGUGAAGUUGAACUUUCUAGAUCACAUUGCAAAAUUCUGGGAUCUGCAGGGAUCCACGCUGAAAAUCCCACAUGUUGAGAGGAAAAUGUUGGAUUUGUACACACUCAGUAAGGUCGUCGCAAGUGAGGGUGGAUUUGAAUUGGUGUGUAAAGAAAAGAAAUGGUCCAAAGUGGCUAGUCGAAUGAGUUAUCCACAAGGAAAAGGCAUUGGCUCACUUUUGCGAUCCCACUACGAGAGAAUUCUAUAUCCAUAUGAACUGUUUCAGUCAGGAGCCAGUCUCUUGACUUCUGGAAGUGCCUCUGUGCGUAUCUUCCCUGACUCUGUGAAAAACUUGAAUCAGGGUGACUCUUCUGAAGAUGAUUUUGCCAGAAACACAGAAUUGCGGAAGCUGCAGAUCUUCGGUGCUGGUCCCAAAAUGUUGGGUCUUGGUCUCAGGACAAAGGACAGAGAGGAUGAGGAAUUUUCAGUAACCGUAAAGUCGAUGGGACAUAAGAAAAGUGCGGAAUCACAAUUCCCUCGCAUGCAGAUGAGACAGCGGAAAGGAGCAUUGGCGGUAAACUUUAUUGACCUGUAUGUUUGUCUUGUAUGUGCACGUGGGGAUGAUGAAGAACGUUUACUUUUAUGUGACGGAUGCGAUGACAGUUACCACACAUUCUGUCUCAUUCCUCCUCUUAUGGAUGUGCCAAAGGGAGAUUGGAGAUGUCCAAAGUGUGUGGCUGAGGCUUGCAGCAAGCCCCCGGAGGCAUUUGGUUUUGAGCAGGCAGUCAGGGAGUACACUCUCCAGAGCUUCGGUGAGAUGGCAGAUAACUUCAAGUCAGAUUAUUUCAACAUGCCAGUACAUAUGGUCCCAACGGAGCUGGUGGAGAAGGAAUUCUGGCGACUUGUCAGUAGCAUUGAGGAGGAUGUUAUUGUGGAGUAUGGUGCUGACAUCACAUCAAAGGAAUUUGGCAGUGGAUUCCCAAUCAAAGAGAACAGAAGGAGGCUGUUACCUGAAGAGGAGGAAUAUGCUAAUUCGGGGUGGAAUUUGAACAACAUGCCGGUCUUGGAGCAGUCUGUAUUGACUCACAUCAACGCUGACAUCUCUGGAAUGAAGGUUCCUUGGCUUUACGUGGGAAUGUGCUUCUCUUCCUUCUGCUGGCAUAUUGAAGACCACUGGAGCUACUCCAUUAACUUUCUGCACUGGGGCGAACCGAAGACGUGGUAUGGGGUGCCGGGAUAUGCUGCUGAACAACUUGAACUUGUAAUGCGGAAGCUGGCUCCAGAGCUCUUCCAUUCUCAACCAGACCUGCUGCAUCAACUGGUGACCAUCAUGAAUCCUAAUAUUCUUAUGGAGCACGGGGUUCCGGUGUUCCGAACAAAUCAAUGUGCUGGUGAGUUUGUGGUUACUUUCCCGAGAGCUUAUCACAGUGGAUUCAACCAGGGAUACAACUUUGCAGAAGCAGUGAAUUUCUGUACUGCAGAUUGGCUCCCCAUGGGUCGGCAGUGUGUCAGCCAUUAUCGGCGCCUGCACCGAUACUGCGUGUUUUCACAUGAAGAACUGAUCUGCAAAAUGGCAGCUGAUCCAGAGGGUUUGGAUGUUGAGUUAGCAGCUGCUGUCUACAAAGAGAUGCUGACGAUGAUUGAGGAGGAGAGGCAACUGAGGAAGACAGUCUUCCAGAUGGGUAUAAUUGAUUCUGAACAGGAGGCAUUCGAGUUGUUACCAGAUGAUGAGCGGCAGUGCGAGACAUGUAAGACGACAUGCUUCCUGUCUGCUGUUACAUGCAUCUGUGACCCCAGUAGGCUGGUGUGCCUUUAUCACGUUAAAGAUCUUUGCAGCUGUCCAGUGAAAAAACGUUGUCUCAGGUACCGUUAUACACUGGAUGAGCUACCAUCUAUGCUUUAUGGGGUGAAAGAACGAGCCCAGUCGUAUGACACCUGGGUGAGUAAAGUGGGAGAAGCCUUGGAAGCGGAACUUAAUCACAAGAAAGAUCUUUGUGAACUGAAAACUCGGUUGGAUGAGGCGGAAGACAAGAAAUUCCCUGAGAAUGACCUGCUGCGACAGCUGCGAACUGCUGUGAAAGAGGCAGAAACCUGCGCGUCCAUCGCCCAACUGCUGGUCAGCAGAAAGCAGCGUACCAGAUCAAAACCAGAGAGUGGAAAAACUCGCACAAAGCUAACUGUCCAUGAGUUGAAAGCAUUUGUGCAGCAAUUGUACAGCCUGCCUUGUCUCAUUAGCCAAACUCGACUGGUUAAGGAGCUGCUGGACAGCGUCGAAGAAUUCAAUGAACGUGGCAAAGAGGCUUUGUCUGAUAAGAUUCCUGAUUCGUCUAAGUUGCAAUUAUUAAUAGAACUGGGGUCUGAGUUGGAUGUGGAGUUGCAAGAACUGCCCAAACUGAAACAGCAUCUCCAGCAGGCUCGCUGGCUUGAUGAAGUUAACCUCACCCUCUCAGACCCUGACAGAGUUAUGUUGGACACGAUGAAGAAACUUAUAGACUCUGGUAUUGCCCUGGCACCACAUCCUGCAGUGGAAAAAGCAAUGGCUGAUUUACAGGAGCUCUUGACUGUAUCUGAACGAUGGGAAGAAAAGGCCAAAGUUUGUCUACAAGCCAGGCCAAGGCAUGGUAUGGUGACGCUGGAUGGUAUUAUCAACGAGGCGAAGAACAUUCCCGCAUACCUGCCUAAUGUCCUGGUUCUUAAGGAAGCUCUGCAGAAAGCCAAAGACUGGAUGGCCAAAGUGGAAGUAAUUCAGAAGGGAUCAUGCAAUGCAUAUCUGGAUCAACUGGAAAGUCUGUUAGCAAAAGGUCGCCCUAUCCCAGUACGGCUUGAUCCACUUCCACAAGUGGAGUCCCAGGUGACCGCAGCUCGAGCAUGGAGAGAGCGAACUGGUCGAACCUUUCUGAAGAAGAACUCCACCUGCACGCUGUUACAGGUGCUGAGUCCCAGGACAAAUAUUGGAAUAUACAGCAGUGGAAAGAAUAAACGGAAAAAACUGAAAGAAUUAAUGAAAGACCGAGAGCUAGAUUUGGAGAGCGUAAGUGACUUAGAAGAGCUGGUUGAAGAAUCCAGUGAUCCAAAUGCAGUUAUUGCAAGCUUCCGAGUAAUGGAACAGAAAGAAUGUGAAGCCAUGCAUGCUCUGAGGGCAGCAAAUUUAGCUAAAAUGGCAUUGGUGGAGCGUAUUGAAGAGGUAAAGUUUUGUAUAUGCCGGAAGAUAGCCAGUGGGUUUAUGCUUCAGUGUGAACUUUGUAAAGACUGGUUUCACAGCACUUGUGUUCCGCUUCCAAAAACUGGCACACAGAAGAAAGGACUGGGUUGGCAAACUAAAGAAGUGAAAUUCUUGUGCCCAUUGUGCAUGCGUUCCCGACGACCACGACUAGAGACCAUUCUCUCGCUCCUCGUCUCGCUUCAGAAGCUUUCAGUCCGUUUGCCAGAAGGAGAUGCCUUGCAAUGCUUGACAGAGAGAGCAAUGAGUUGGCAAGAUCGAGCUAGGCAAGCCUUAGCUACAGAUGAACUGUCUUCUGCACUUGCCAAGUUGUCUGUUCUAAGCCAACGAAUGGUGGAACAGGCAGCAAGAGAAAAGACAGAGAAGAUUAUUAGUGCUGAACUGCAGAAGGCGGCAGCCAAUCCAGAUUUACAGAUUUUAAUCUCUUUACAGGAGCAUUUACAGAGUGUUCAGCAGUCGGCCUUCAGCAGAGCCAUGGGGAGUUUGGCUCCCUCACCCAGAAAAUCUCUCGAGUUAGAUGAGGAGGAAACAGAUUCUGAUGAUGAUGUCAGAGAAGCAUAUCGCUAUGAGAAAAAAGAUGGUGCAAGCAGUGUCUCCUCUGGUAGCAUGGAGCCAAACCUGUUCUGUGAUGAAGAGAUUCCAAUAAAAGCAGAGGAAGUGGUGUCACACGUUUGGCCAGCUGCUCCUUCUUUCUGUGCAGAACAUGCAUAUUCUUCAGCGUCAAAAUCUUUUUCACAAGGUUCAGGAACUCCUCGGAAGCAACCCCGUAAGACACCAUUAGUGCCACGCAGCUUGGAGCCUCCUGUUCUGGAGUUGUCACACAGUGCAAAAGUUCAGCUCGAGGAGUUAAUGAUGGUGGGAGAUCUUCUGGAAGUGUCCCUUGAUGAGACGCAGCAUAUUUGGAGAAUACUCCAGGCUACGCACCUUCCUGCCGAAGACAGAUUUCUGCAGAUACUGGAGGAUGAUGGCCCAGAGGAGAAAGCUUUCCGAAUUAAAGUCAAGGAUUCUUCUGACAAAAAACGAAAGCGAAAACUGGAAAAAAAUGAACUGUUCUUGGGAGAGAGCAAGAAGCUAAAGGAGCUGAGAAAGUUUGACAAGCCGAAAAAGAAAAAGCUAAAACUGAACCUUGAGAAAAUAAAAGAACAGAGCAAACUAGUGAAAAAAUUAGGCAAAGAGGAUAAAGACAGAGAGAAGAAGAGGAAAGAGAAAUCCAAAGAGAAUGCUGAGAAAAUGUUGGAAAAGAAAGAAAAGAAACUGAUGUUACCGGCUCGGGAAGAUUGGUCUGCAACAGAGGACUCGGAGGAUGAAAAUGCUGUUUGUGCUGCAUUGAAUUGUCAGCGUCCCUGUGGAGAAGAGGUUGACUGGGUGCAGUGCGACGGAGGCUGCGACGAUUGGUUCCAUCAGGUGUGUGUGGGUGUCUCCUCUGAGAUGGCAGAGAAUGAGGAUUAUAUCUGUACUACAUGUGCCAGGCUAGUGCCUCCUGGCAUUAGAGCAGCUGGGCUGCCUGGACCAUAUGCAGGCACGUCGUUCUUGGAAGAUUCGAAGGACAGCAGCUAGUCCCAUGCCUUUUAUGGAAACUACUGUCGAGCUCUUGGGCUGAAAGGCGACUCCUGUCAGAACUGACGUGAACAGAAAACCCUUGCACGCUGCAUUUUUAAUGAGGGGCACGAAACAUAUGGUUAAGAUUAGGAUUGUGAAACUGCUGUCAGAAACACCUCUCAGACUUCAUAGUGUUUGAAAAGACACCUGUUUGGAUUUGGAGGAAUCUGGGGCACAGGAAUGAGCGGAGGAACAGUCAAGUUGAACAGGCAAGUUGAAGUGGUGAGGGGAAGCCUCAGUGGCUUCUGUUAGACAUCCCUAUCAGGCAUGCAGAACCCCUUCUCCAGCUCAAGAAAGAAGGCCAGAAUUUAAUUAGUUUUAAGUCCUUUUUUUGGUAACAAAUUUUAAUUAUAUUGGGGUUUGAAGUUGGACUUCUUUGUUGAAUUGUUCAUACUUUGAUGAGCUUUAAAGCAGGCCCUUUAUUUAAAAGUGUAGGACAUCUUGCGGUUUAGUGUUGGCAGCUCUUAACAACUGUAAAUGACUUUUCUGCACAACUUGGACUCUGUUAUUGCAUAACCAAGUAGACUAUACAGAGAUGCUACUAUGUACAGAGUGCCCUUGUUGAACAAGGGACCAAUAAUACCUCUAAACAGUUCACAGGUGAGAUCACAUUUAACGGCAUACGUGCACCAAUUAUGCCUUCUGACCCAGCUAAACUAAAGAGGACAAACAUAUUCUUCCUAAUUCCUCAGUGAUUUUAAGUAUUUAUGCUUGUUUUGCUGUAAAAUACUACGCUGUAAGACUCUGUCAAUGUUUGUUUUUAUUUAUCAAUUUUUUCCCUUAUAAACUUAUUUGGCAGGGUGGAGAAUGUCAGUUUUUCUGCCUAUGUAAUGUGUAGCAAGAUAUAACCUCCAUCCAAGUCUGAGGAUUACUCACUUGUUGCAAGUUCAAACCAAUAUAGCAACUAAAACAACUGGUUGAUUUCCAUUUUUUGCUGUAAAUUUUUAUGUUGUUUUCUGAAAAUGGGAAGAACAAAAUGUACAUCACACUUGAAUCCUUUGGCCAGUUGCCUCCAAACUGAUGCUAAGAAGUCUAACUUUUUGAAUGAAGAAUUUUUUCAUGUGGGUUUUGUCUCCAUUUAUUCAAAUUAAAGGGAGACAUGCUUUUGUACAUUUAAACAAGUUCCAUUUUAAUGUCAGAGCUGGUACUUGUGCCUAUUUAUUCUGAGUGCUGGUCAACAUCGUAUCUCUUUCAUUCCCAUUAAACAUCAUAUCUAACUGCA